AUGAAGCUUUCUCCGGCGAUCGUAUUCCUUGCCGCUUGUGCGUACUUGUCUCCCUCUGCCAAUGCGCUGCCCUUCAAACGCAACGCAAAAGAUGGUGAGGAUGAGGCAGGAGUUGCCGAAGCGGUGAUCGAUUACGAAGAAGUCUUGGAAAUUCGCCUUCCAUCCUCCUUUGAAAAAUUAGGAGGAUCUUACCGGAAUGAGAUUGUCGAAAACUUUUUUGGUGGAACGGGAGAUGCAUUCAGUGAUGACUUGCUCGAAGUAAUUGACCAUUUGGCCAACGAAAGACACGAUUUUUUAAUUGACACCCGACGAAACUUGCAUCGCCACCCCGAAGUCAUGUACAACGAGCACGACACUUCCGCUUACAUUCAAAAGACACUCAAGGCGAUGGACAUUAAGUUUACAACUGGCUGGGCUGUGAACACUCAUCCGGAUCGUAUUCCUGGCAAGGGUGGCUAUGGCAUUGUUGCAGAUAUUGGAACACACAGGGCCGACGAGCCUUGUAUUAUCCUCAGAGCCGAUAUGGACGCAUUGCCAAUUUUGGAAAAGACGCAAGGAAUCGACGGCUUCAAGUCGGAGAAUGAGGGAGAAAUGCACGCUUGUGGUCAUGACGCCCACACCACCAUGCUUUUGGGUGCAGCAUCGAUCUUGAAAGAAAUGGAAGAUAGCAUAAAUGGUACUGUACGAUUGAUGUUCCAACCCGCAGAAGAAGGUGGUGCAGGCGCCAAGCGCAUGAUUGAAGAAGGUCUCCUGACAACCGACCCCAAGCCUGUGCAAGCCUUUGGAAUGCAUGUUUGGCCUUCAAUUCCAUCGGGCACCAUCGCUACUCGCCCUGGGACCAUCUUGGCAGCCGCUGAAAUGUUUGAGAUUCUUGUUUCUGGGGUCGGAGGUCACGCAGCAAUGCCCCAUUUGACUAUUGAUCCCAUUGUUACUGCUUCUUCCAUUGUCAUGAACUUGCAAACCUUGAUUGCUCGAACACUCAGUCCGUUGGAAAGUGGAGUGGUCAGUGUCACCAAAUUCGAAGCAGGCGAUGCCUUCAAUGUUAUUCCAGCAUCAGCCCUCUUGCGGGGAACCAUUCGAGCACUGACUACCGAGACACUGCUGUCACUGAGAGACAGAGUGGAACAUGUGGUUACCGCCACGGCCAAUACUCAUGGAUGCAAUGUCACCAUUACGUAUUCUGCAGACUACUACCCCCCUACUGUUAACGAUCCAACGCUGUUUGAAGAAUUCUCCAAAGACGUCGGUGCCAUGCUGUCCAAAGAUGGCAAAUUAUUGGACAUUGUCCCCACCAUGGGAGGUGAGGAUUUUGGCUUUGUCGCGGAAAAGAUUCCUGCCACCUUUUUUCUGUUGGGUCAAGGGACUGCACACACUGGCCCACCUACCAACUAUGGACUGCACCAUCCACAUUUUGCCUUGGAUGAGUCGGUUCUUCCUCGUGGGGUAGCUUUGCAUGUGAACUUGGCGCUUCGGGCGCUCAAAAAGUUGAGCAGCUAA
Molecule: messenger RNA, 1497 nt
Organism: Cylindrotheca closterium
Lineage: Eukaryota; Bacillariophyta; Bacillariophyceae; Bacillariales; Bacillariaceae
Source: the annotation of a GenBank genome assembly